AUGGAUGAUAUCAUAGAGAUCACUGCAGAUAGCUCUUUGAGUUUUGAAGGAUUAUCCCAAUGUGUAAACAAGAAUGGUGAUUAUAUAACAGUUGGAAACAAUAAAAGGAAACGGAGUGAAAAAUAUGAAGCUAGUGAGGAAAUCCAAAUAGUGGACGAAAUUUCCCUUUCGUCAUCUCCGCAAAUUGAUGACCCAAAUGAAUCUGUCGCAAAGCCCACCACUACUAUUGAUAAUUCUGUGGAGUUUGAUCUACCGUUUGUGAACGACAGCACGGACAGUAACGUAAAAGCGACAACCUUUGGCAACGUCUCACAGUUGAAAUCAAAUCAAUUGAACAAGAAAAUUUUUAAAAGAUCACAUAGUUUAUUAGACGAUAUUAGAGAUGAACUUAGUAGCGAUAUGUCAAGUAGUGAAGAUUCCCUAGAUAUCGAUUAUAACCAACUUUCUGGCUCGAUCUUUAAAAAUACUGAAAGUCGUAAGAGGCAGAGUCUACUUCCGAAUAGUGAAAAACAGAAAAUGGGUACAGCAGGUGCCAAAAAUGUCGAUAAUUCAAAACAAGAUAUAAUUAUAAUUGAUGAAACGGAAUCUUCAGUCCCGAAAACUUUUGAAGAGAGCUCUAAAAUGAGCUUAGCUUCUCAGGACUUGCUUAAAGAUUUUCUAGCAUCCUCUCAGGGAAGAAUAGACAGUGAUUCACUGUAUACGAAAGAUUCUGCAUUGAUAACUACGUUCCCUGAUGAUAACAUUGUUACUAGUUCUCAGAAUAAGAAAAAGAACUUGUCAACUUCCAAUAAUUCAGAAACCAUACAGAAAAGAAAGGAAUCUAAUAUACGACUGUUGACAAAAAAUACAGAUGACGAAUUACAUACAGUUGAUCUUGAUAUCAGUUUAUUUUUAGAUGAUGAUAAAGCUGAAAUAACUCCCGUAAAGAUUCCUAAUAGGAGGAGCUCUUCCGUUUUCGAAAACCCUGCAAGGAAACUAGGUAAGGUUGCUCCAGUUAUUCAAAGAUCUCAAACUACACUAUUACCGGAAAACUCAGAUACUAUAUCUAACAUGUUAGGAGGUAAUUCGGAUUUUGUAAACACUCUUUCGAAAUAUAUUAUUAAUGGUAGAAAUUUUUCUGACGAAGAAUCAAAGAAUUUGAUUAAACAGUCACUACAAAAUGAUAAAAUUAAAUUCAGACAAGUCAAUCAAAUCCACAGAGACAAUCAAAAGGCGCGUGAAUGCAUUAUUGUCGAUAUGCCUAAGUCGUUGAUUGACACAUUUAAGGAUACCAAAAUAAACGUCGAAGAAUUACUUGAACCUGGUAAAUUACGUCGGGGUUAUGUGGACCAUUUACCAAUCAUUAGAUUUUUUAGACAUUGCGAUAGUAUAUAUGAUUUUAAACAUGAUUACUAUUACCCUUGCGAAUCCCAAAUUAUAGAAGAAAAUGUAGCGUUUCUAUUUUAUGAUACUAAAGAAUUUUUUGAUCAAUACAUUAAUAAAAAAGUUGAACUCUACAAGAGUAUUAAUUUUUAUACAAAACACGGCAAACAGAUCAUAGUUGUACUAAAUGAUAUAAAUAAAUUCAAACGUCAGAUAGAAGCAGUAGAAGAUAAACAGUACAAGGCGAAGGUUAAUGAACAUUUGGUUGGUACAACCGAAACAUCUAAAAAUCGAUCUAAAUCUUCUUCGAAUCUGGCUAUGGCUGAGAAACUUGGAAUGAGUGCAUUUACAUUAGAACAAAAAAUAAGAUUUAUUGAUAGAAGAUGGGGUGUACAGAUUGUCACAGUCAACUCUGCUAUGGAAUUUAUUCAUGCUCUUCCAAAUAUAGUGACGCUGAUUGCCAAAAAGAGGACGGACCCAACCUUAAGGUUUUUGAAGUACGCCUAUAUCAAUGUAAAGUCGGGCAAGGAUCAAUCAGAUAUAUUACGCAAAGUUAUUCAUGAUAUAGGUAAGAUUCCUGAUCUAAAAUCUGGCAGUAUUGUAAGAACAUACCCUAAAUUUGUUCAAUUAUUGAGUGAUUUUGAAAACGGCCAAUUAAGAUCAGAUGUAAAUGGUAAUCAUCUAAUGACUCCUGCCAUGGAAAGUAGGUUAUACAAACUUUUUACUUCCCACGAUCCGUCUGAAUCUAUACCUUAA
This is a messenger RNA of Maudiozyma barnettii, 2118 nucleotides long. It is a transcript of the gene MMS4, whose product is annotated as Mms4p. Gene Ontology annotation, molecular function: DNA binding; nuclease activity. NCBI's taxonomy places the organism in Eukaryota, Fungi, Ascomycota, Saccharomycetes, Saccharomycetales, Saccharomycetaceae. The record is from RefSeq and is a predicted model, not a curated record. The transcript has a single exon. Bases 1 to 2118 code for a protein of 705 amino acids.